AUGUCUUCGUCGAGCAACCCCACCGUCCCCUCCAACCGCGCCUCGAUGAAGGCUUCUUCCUCCAAGUCUGCUGCCGCCCAGUCCGGCAAGCCCCCCAUUCCGCCAUACUUCCCACUUGAGCACACUGGAUACACUUCCACCGAGCAAGGCGCCCUCAACAAUGCCACCUCCGUCGCUACCAAGUUGCAUCAGCUGGGCGAAGGUGUGAUCACUCGCAUGCAGAUGGUACAAGUCCACGAUGGAAAGUGGAAGGCCAGAUGGAAGGCUGCCUUCAAGAAGCUCGGCGGGGCAAUCGGUGCUAUUGAACAUGCAUUGAUCGCACGGAUUGGCCUGGGAGACUACUGGAAGCCGCGCUACGAAGAUGCUGAAGCCCCGGCACAAGACAUGAACCAAAAGCUGCAUGGCCUCCUGGCAACCUACAGCCAGGCUCCGCAGCAGACCCUGUCGGCAGAAGAUCGCGCUGUUGUGGCCAAGCUGACCGCGGAGUACAACGAUGCGGUCAAGGAGUGUGAGCGCAAAUGGCCGAAGAAUUUGAAAAAGGUCUUGCCUGAGGCCUAUGUGCAGGAUCUGCUCGGACAAAUCGAGUCCCCACAGCCUGAUCUGCCGUCCGCCCUCGUUCGAUUCCACGAAUCGAAGGCCAAGAGCGAGCAGCCUGGAGGAGCAGAGGAGUAG
Molecule: messenger RNA, 672 nt
Organism: Mytilinidion resinicola
Lineage: Eukaryota; Fungi; Ascomycota; Dothideomycetes; Mytilinidiales; Mytilinidiaceae
Exons: 2
Coding region: 1-672 (223 amino acids)
Source: RefSeq, a predicted model, not a curated record